CAAUCCAUACAUACACACAUUAGGUAGUACCACUACCCCCAUCCAUAAUCAAGAAAAGAAAAAAAAAAAGAGCCAUGACAUCCCACUCCAAUACUCCCCAAUGGCUCAUCUACGCCCUCUCCUCGGGCUUCUGCGCCGCCCUCAACGGGGUAUUUGCCAAACUCACCACGACGCAAUUGACGAGUACCUGGGCGACAGCCAUUUCCACCGCUCUAGGAGGAGGAGGCGAAGAAGAAGGAGGGAAAUUCGUGAUUAUUGUGGAAGGAUUAGUGAGAGGGUUCUUCUUCCUCCUCAACCUCCUCUUCAACGCCAUCAUGUGGGGUUUAUUCACCAAUGCACUCCGUCUGGCAUCCAGUACCGUCCGAGUGAGUGUGAUGAAUACGAGUGCGAAUUUCAUGAUGACGGCGAUUUUGGGCUGGGUGAUUUUUCGGGAGAGUUUACCUGGUCUAUGGUGGCUCGGCGCAGCCAUGCUCGUCACGGGAUCGGUGAUUAUCGGAACGAGAGAUGACGGAGACAAGAGCAGUGGGAAUGGAAAUAAGAAGAAUGAUGACAAUUCUACUCCUCUGGUAGCAGCAGGGGAGGAUGUGGAUUUGGAUUCCUAUACGGAUGAACCUGAUGCUCCGGUGGCCAGUCGUGUGGGGAAUACAUCUCAAGUACCUGAAGCAGCCGAUGAUGAUGAUGAUGAUGAUGAUAGCGAUGAUAGUGAGUUUGAAGGGAAGACGAGGGGUAAAUAGGUAACGGGGAGACAACAAAGACGACGAC
This is a messenger RNA of Sphaerulina musiva SO2202, 762 nucleotides long. RefSeq lists its product as uncharacterized. The coding region runs from base 75 to 734 and encodes 219 amino acids. Lineage: Eukaryota; Fungi; Ascomycota; Dothideomycetes; Mycosphaerellales; Mycosphaerellaceae. The transcript has 3 exons. The record is from RefSeq and is a predicted model, not a curated record.